AUGGCAACAAGCGCCGCAGUCGUCGGCGGAGGCCCGUGCGGCCUCAUGGCUCUAAAGAACUUCCGCGAGGAUGGUUUCGAUGCCACCCUCUACGAAAGUCGCGACUGGGUCGGCGGGCUAUGGAAGUACUCCACCGACGACGCGCUUUCGACCGGCGAGAACACAAUUUUCAAUACCAGCAAGUAUCGAGCAGCUGCGACAGACUUCCCCAUGCCUGACGAUAUGGACGACUUCCCGACCGCUCCGCAAUUAUAUAGAUACUGGAACGACUAUUGUGAUCAUUUCCAUCUCUGGCCACACAUCAAACUCGGCGCCAAGGUUCUUGCCGUCCGGCGAGAGCAAGAUCUUUGGGCUUUGGACAUGGCGGACAAAGAUGGGAAAUCUCAGACGCGGCAUUUCGACAAGGUCGCCGUCGCGACGGGACCUUUUGCAAAGCCUAAACAGCCCAAGCUCGAAGGGAUUGAGAAGUUUUCUGGAACGGUGAUUCAUGGGACCAAAUUCCACGAGCCGGCGAAGUAUGCGGGACGGAAUGUGGUGAUUGUUGGUUUGCAUGCUUCGGCGUCGGACGUUGCGUGUAGUUUGGCUGGGAAGGCUUCGAAAGUUUUCAUCUCGCACAGAUCGGGAGUGGUUUUUGUGCCUCGAUUUGAUGAUGAUGGUGCGAUCUAUGAUAAGAUGCCGCCGCUGUGGUUUGCAAUUUUCAGUGUUUACCUGUCUGCCAUCUGGCCUGCGGCAUACUACUGGAUCAUCGACACUCUCCUCGGCAGAGUUUCAAAAAAAGCUUACCCAAACAUCCCCGAAUCUUGGGGCCUCUCGCCCGCCCCUUCAAUCGCAGUCUCCUCCCCCCUAAUCUCCACCGAACUCUACCCCCACCUCUCCUCCGGCGCCUGCGAGCCCGUCGCCUCCAUAGACCGCAUCACCGGCCCUACCACCCUCGAACUCACCUCCGGCCGCACCCUCUCCAACAUCGACACCAUCAUCUUCUGCACCGGCUACAACUUCUCCAUCCCCCUCCUCUUCUCCCCCAAAUCCCUAAACCCCUACCCCAAACUCGGAGAUCCCCCAUACCUAUACCGUAACACCUUCCCUCUCCACCCCGACGCAAAGAUCCGAAACUCCCUCGCUUUCCUCGGCCAAGCGGCCGUCACAUACCCCGGCUUCUGCCAAUUCGAACUCCUCUCCAUGGCCAUCUCCCAAAUCUGGAAAGGCCGCUUUUCCCAUCUCCCUCCCCUUCCGGAAAUGCAAACCUGGCACCGCAAUUUCCUCCAAUGGCGCCAACGCACCCUCCGCAAAUACUCUGCUUCUUCUCCACCCUCGGAAUCUUUCUACCCAGCCCUCGUCCCCUUUUCCGAUCACGUGGCGUGGUUGGAUCGCACCGCGGGGCUAGGGAUUCGGGAGCAUUUUGGGUGGGUGGAGAGGUGGAUCAAUAAAACGAGUUGGGGGUUUUGGUGGGGGGAUCGGGAGUUUUAUGAUUUGUGUUUAUGUGGGUUCGCGAGUCCGGCGAUUUUUCGGGUUUUUGAGGGAGGGGGGCGCAAGGUUUGGGUGGGGGCUAGGGAGGCGGUUUUUCGGGAGAAUAGGAGGGUUGAGGAGCAGGCUGGGAGGAGGAGGGAGGGGGUUAAGAGGGAGGGGGUUAAGAGGGAGGGGGUUAAGAGGGAGGGGGUUAAGAGGGAGGGGGUUAAGAGGGAGGGGGUUAAGAGGGAGGGGGUUGAGAGGGAGAAGGAGAUAGGGGGAGGUUGA
Molecule: messenger RNA, 1734 nt
Organism: Pseudocercospora fijiensis CIRAD86
Lineage: Eukaryota; Fungi; Ascomycota; Dothideomycetes; Mycosphaerellales; Mycosphaerellaceae
Exons: 3
Coding region: 1-1734 (577 amino acids)
Molecular function (GO): NADP binding; N,N-dimethylaniline monooxygenase activity; flavin adenine dinucleotide binding
Source: RefSeq, a predicted model, not a curated record